CCACUUUGCUUUAAACUGUUGAAAUUUACCAAUGUACUUUCGCACUAAAUUCCUCGUGACCUUCCAAAAAGGACAACUUCCCUUAGAAUAAGCGCGACUCUGUAUGCCAAUUCCUCCCAAAAAUUUUUAAAAUCUUGUUGAAUAAAUAACCGCAAACUUUUACUUUUGAUAACACGAUUUCCUAUCAGAAAAAUAUCGCUGCAUUCAACAGGUGGAUCUCGUUUUCUACCCUAUUUUUCUCUGCAGCUUUUUGCAGUUCAAAAUUUCGCUACCCUUAUACGAGUGCGAGGACCAAGACGCCGCUACUGGCCAGUGACUCCUCCCUGGCGCCAAAUUCGCUUUUACAGACUUAUUGAGUGAUUAUAUACAUAGAUAUCUGCGCGUGAAAUCCAACUCGUAAGUUUUUAUUCAGUUUUUGACUUUGUGCAUCGAAUAGAUAAUACGAGUGCAAUUACAUAUCUGUCUAUUUUUGAAUAUUCACGUAAUUAAACAAAAAAGUAUUAUCUACGUGAAUUUAAUAAUAUAGCGAAUGUAUAUUCAUUCCUGAUCAGAAAGCAAAUACCGAAUAUUGAGAAACAUCGGUUUAUUGCCAAAGCCAUCUAUUUCAUUUGUCGAAGAAUUUAACAUGACGACAGUAGAAAAGUGUUUAUGUGGAUGUCCAUUACGAGAAGGCAGUUUCACUAUCGUUAAUCUUGAUUUAGUUUUAAAAAUUAUCCACAUGGUGUCUUUUUUUGGAGGUGAUAAUAGAGAUGCAAAUGGUAACAGGGUGGAACCUCCUAAUUUCAUUAUUAUAAUUUUAUUCCUGCUUUAUCCAAUUUUCGGAAUACUUGGUAUUAUAAAAAAAAAACCGCUGUUGGUUUGGAUUUACGUAGUUGCGUCAUGUGUUGUAUUUAUUUUAUUCGGAAUCGACAUUAUUAUCUUCAUGAUAAAAUCAUCUAGUUUUUUCAUUUAUGCGCAGACGGACUUGAUACUGGUGAAAAUCAUCCUCGUCGUAAGUUGGGUAUUCCAUGUGUAUUGCACGACGAUCGUCUACAGAUACAAUAACGAAUUGAAAAAUGAACUUACAAUUACAUCACAAGGAACAGCUCCAGUUAGUACUCAAUAAAUACUUAUUUCUUAUAUUCUUACUUCUUAUUCCAUUACAAAAACUAGUAGGUAUAAUGUGUAUUGUGUAUGUUAUAUGUACUUGAAUGUUUUUGUGUCAUAAGCCAACCGAUUCCAACUUUUCGAUAUACUGCGUGGUCAGAAAAAAAUGAUCACUGAUUCAAAAUACCUUUAUAAAAAUUACUUUUUUUGGGCAGUUGAAAUAACUCAAUUCUCAAAAAUUUAAUUUUCUUUGAAAUCUAAUUGUAAGUUGCACAACUCAAGGUGGCUCUAUUGUAGACCGUAAAAAUAAAAGAAAAAAUACUCUCUGGUCCUCUAAACAUUAGAAAUUCAGUUUUUAACAUCUGCGGAUUUUGAUUUUCAUCAUUUUUUUUGUAAACGGUUUCGUUCAGCUGCCAGUUCACAGCGUCUCGAAAGCUCCAUGCGUGACUCUUAGGCUAUAGCAAUAUUUUCAGCAAUUUUCGCAAAUGGUUGUGUACAAAUUUCACCCUAAUUUUGAACAAUUUCUCAUCAUGAAAAACAAUUCGUGAUAUUUUAUAUUAUUAACUUUUAUUCUAAAUAACUUUAAACAACUUUCUA
Messenger RNA from Planococcus citri (citrus mealybug), 1683 nucleotides. RefSeq lists its product as uncharacterized. NCBI's taxonomy places the organism in Eukaryota, Metazoa, Arthropoda, Insecta, Hemiptera, Pseudococcidae. The coding region runs from base 626 to 1105 and encodes 159 amino acids. The record is from RefSeq and is a predicted model, not a curated record. The transcript is spliced from 6 exons.